Neopelma chrysocephalum (saffron-crested tyrant-manakin) is the source of this 2048-nucleotide messenger RNA. RefSeq names its product mediator complex subunit 19 (gene MED19). Gene Ontology annotation, cellular component: mediator complex. The record is from RefSeq and is a predicted model, not a curated record. The transcript has 6 exons. Gene Ontology annotation, biological process: positive regulation of transcription by RNA polymerase II. Gene Ontology annotation, molecular function: transcription coregulator activity; transcription factor binding. The coding region runs from base 1 to 1176 and encodes 391 amino acids. NCBI's taxonomy places the organism in Eukaryota, Metazoa, Chordata, Aves, Passeriformes, Pipridae.
AUGCUGGAGAAGGUCACCGACUCCUGGCACGACGGGCGCUGGGCAGGGGGGGAGGCAGCCGGGCUGUCCCUAAAUGACAGCGUGGCCAAUAGGGGGGCUCGGAACGAGCCGGCGGCUGAGCAGACCCCCGGGGCCGGCCAAGGCACCGUCCCGCCUCCCCUGGAAGCGUUUCGGUGUCGCUUGCGAGCCGCGGCGGACGGGUCUGCCGGGCUGUUUUCGAGCUCAGAGCGAUUCCACGAGGAGGAGCCGCAGCCCCACCCGCACACACUUGACACCCCCCUCGGGCACACCGGCCCCUUCCCCGCCAGAACAAAGGCGCGGCAAGCGACACACCGGGCGAUCGGCCCGCGCUCCGACAGGCAGGGGCCAACCGGGCGGCGGGCACGGGGCUGCCCCGGAGAGCCGGGCGAGUCCCCUCGGAGGGGCCGGGCCGCGGCCGCCGCCCGAGGGGAGGGGGGCCCGGCGGUGCCGGCCGCGGGAAGCUGGCACACGGGCCGCCUUUGUUCCGGGCAGGGCGAGCGGCGGCGGCCCCGGGCGGGGAGCGGGGCGGCCGCCCGGCCCAGCCGCCUUUCGCCGCCCGCCGCCGCCGCCGCGCCGCCACCGGGCGAGGACGCGGCCCGCAAGGCCGCCGCUGGCCCCUUCUACCUGCUGCGGGAGCUGCCAGGCACCACGGAGCUGACGGGCAGCACCAACCUCAUCACGCACUACAACCUGGAGCACGCCUACAACAAGUUCUGCGGGAAGAAGGUGAAGGAGAAGCUCAGCAACUUCCUCCCCGACCUGCCCGGCAUGAUCGACCUGCCCGGCUCCCACGACAGCAGCAGCCUGCGCUCGCUCAUCGAGAAGCCGCCCAUCUGCGGCAGCUCCUUCACGCCCCUCACGGGGGCCAUGCUGACCGGGUUCCGCCUGCACGCCGGCCCGCUGCCCGAGCAGUGCCGGCUGAUGCACAUCCAGCCCCCCAAGAAGAAGAACAAGCACAAGCACAAGCAGAGCCGCACACAGGACCCCGUCCCCCCAGAAACCCCCUCAGACUCCGACCACAAGAAGAAAAAGAAGAAAAAAGAGGAGGAUCCGGAGCGGAAGAGGAAGAAGAAAGAGAAGAAGAAAAAGAAGAACCGGCACAGCCCGGAGCACCCGGGCGUGGGCAGCUCCCAGGCCAGCAGCAGCUUACGGUGAGACCACCCCAGCACCACCCCGGGGACCCCCUGGUCGAUGGCCACGGCUGACCCUGGGCAGGGGCACUGGGCUGGUCUGUCCACCCCCCUGGCAGAGAGGACACCCCCACAGCCCCCUGGGACCAGAGGCACAGACUCUGCGGGUGCCGACCUCGGGCUUUUGUACCAAAAGACCCCGGAGCAUCGGGGCCUGUUUUUUAGUUACCUCUGAACUAAAGUCUCUGCUCUGGGGAGGGGCUGCGGCUGCUGCGACCCUCGGCUGUCACGGCAUGGGAAGCAGCCCUGAGCAAGGGGUCCCUGGAGUGUGCGCGGUCAGCACCACCCUGAGCUCCUGCCCCGGCUCUCAGCCUGGCUCCUACCUUGGCUUUGGCCCUGUCCUGCUCUGGCCCUCACCUCCCAGGCCUGCUGAGGACAGGGGGGACUCCUGGAGAGGCACCGUGUCCCUGUGCGGAGGUUGCAGCUGCCGCAGGCACUGGGAUCUCCAGCAGCAGUCACAGAGACACCACAGCCCUCCUCCGGAUCUCGAGCCUCAUCAGCACCUGCCACACCUUCCCUGGAGCAGCUUUCCCCAUGCCUGGAAAAUCCUUACCUUCUGUGGGAGCAGUUUGCCCAAAAGCAGCCCGAGGAGGUGCCUCCCCAAAAUGCAGCUGGGCUUGGCUAUCCCCAGGCCUCCUUCCCUCUCUCCCCCUCAGGAUGGGGAAGGCUGAGACCCCAAGGAACAGGAGCUCCUCCAUCCCUGGACGCCAAACAAAGCACACGCACGGCCCCAGGGUGGCUCAUUAAAUAUCCUUUUAUUCCUUGUUUUUAAAAUGGCUGAUAAUAAUAAAAAACCCUGGCGUGGCUCUGCGGGGCCACGGGAGCUGUUGCCGUAGA